Messenger RNA from Cricetulus griseus (Chinese hamster), 2520 nucleotides. NCBI's taxonomy places the organism in Eukaryota, Metazoa, Chordata, Mammalia, Rodentia, Cricetidae. The record is from RefSeq and is a predicted model, not a curated record.
AGGACGCGGCGGGUCCGCGGGGACCUGAGACCUCGGGAUCCGCGGUGUCCGCGCUCGCGGGGCGGCCUGGGAAAGUCAGCAGUCAGCAGCGCAGUGGCGGGAACCGCAGCCCGGCGGCCCUGGAAGCUCCCAGGGAAGUAAGCCAUCUACUCAUUGUUCCCGAAAGAGGAACUCAAAGAAGAGAAACAGUAGGAAAUGGCUGAUUCUUCAAUAAGCACUUCACAGGGUCUGUUGACAUUCAGGGAUGUAGCUGUGGACUUCCAACAGGAGGAGUGGGAAUGCCUGGACUCCACUCAGAGGGCGUUGUGCAUUGAUGUGAUGUUGGAGAAUUAUAGCAACCUGGUCUCUGUGGAGAACUAUUGCAAGUGUGACCUUGUCCAUCAACAUAUGAAGACUGAAAAGGAGUCUUGUCAGUGUAAUGAGCUUGGCAAAGUGCUUCAUGACCCCUCCACAUGUGCACUUUAUAGAACAAGUGAAACUACAGAAAACUCCAAUAACUACACAUGCAGUAAUCACAGGGAUGCCUCUGUUGACUCAUCAAACCCAGACAGACAUGAAAGCAUGCACACUGGAGAAGAAGCUUGCCAAUCUAAAGACUGUGAGAAAUCUUUACAUUUGUGUUCCAACAUUACUCAAGAUCAGAGAAUCUACACUGCAAAGAAAGAUCACACACAGGAAGAAGGUGAUGACUAUUUCACUUCUGCAUACAGUCUUUUGCAACAACAAAUCUACAUUGGAGAGAAACCACACCAGUGUGAGAUAUGUGGGAAAUGCUUCAAUACUGCCUCAAGCCUCACUGUACAUGAGAGAAUUCAUACUGGAAAAAAACCCUACAAGUGCAAUGUUUGUGAAAAAUCCUUCUCUCAGGGUUCAAGCUUUAAAAUACAUCAAAGACUUCAUACUGGAAAGAAACCUUACAGAUGCAAAGAAGAUGACAAAUCCUUUGCCCACUAUUCCACUUUCAAGAAACAUCAGAAAAUGCACACUGCUGGGAGACACUAUAGUUGUCAAGAAUGUGGCAAGGUCUUUCAUCAAUUUUUACACUUUAAAAGCCAUUACCGACUCCAUCCUGGGGAGAAGCUUUACAAGUGCAAUGAGUGUGACAGAGCCUUUCUCCACUAUACCUCACUUAGACGGCAUCAGAAAAUUCAUUCUUUAGAGAAUUUUCAUAAAUGCAAAGAAUGUGAUAAGUCCUUUCUUGAAUUAUCUCUUCUUAAUAGGCAUUACAAAAUCCAUACCAGUGAAAAACCAUACAAAUGUGAGGUUUGUGACAAAUCCUUUACCUGGAACUCAAACCUUAGAAGACAUCAGAGAGUUCACACUGGAGAGAAACUUUACAGAUGUAAAGAAUGUGAGAAGUCUUUUGCCAGCUCCUCAUAUCUUAGAUCACAUCAGAAAAUUCAUACUGGAGAGAAACUUCCUAAAUGUGAAGACUGUGACGUAUCUUUUAUUCAUAUGGCAAAUCUUAGAAAACAUCAGAGAGUUCAUACUGGGAAGAGACCUUACAGUUGUAUGGAAUGUGACAAAUCCUUUUCCUGGGAGUCACAACUUAGAAUGCAUGAGAGUGUUCAUACUGGAGAGAGACCUUACAGUUGUGAGGAAUGUGGCAAAUCUUUUGCCCAUUCUUAUGUUUUAAGGAAACAUCAGAAAAUUCACACUGGAGAGAAACUUCAUAAAUGCAAAUACUGUGACGUAUCCUUUAUCCACAUUGAAAGCCUUAAAAUACAUCAGAGAGUUCAUACAGGAGAGAGACCUUACAGAUGUCAGGACUGUGACAAAUCCUUUACCACUUGUGCAAAUCUUAGAAGACAUCAGAGAGUUCACACAGGAGAGAGACCUCACAGUUGUAAGGAAUGUGACAAAUCUUUUACAAGGUAUGAACAUCUUAGAACUCAUCAGAAAAUUCAUGCUGGACGAAAACCUUACAAAUGUAAAGACUGUGAUAUGUCCUUUAGUGAAUACUCACUACUUAGAACACAUCAGAGCAUUCAUGCUGGAGAGAGACCUUACAGUUGUCAGGAAUGUGACAAAUCCUUUACUAGUUGCUCACGUCUUAGACAACAUCAGAGAGUUCACACAGGAGAGAGACCUCACACUUGUAAGGACUGUGACAAAUCCUUUACCAGUUGCACAACUCUCAGAAGACAUCAGAGACUUCAUACUGGAGAGAGACCUUACUGCUGUAAGCAUUGUGACAAAUCUUUUACCAGGUGCGAUCAUCUUAGAAUACAUCAGGAAAUUCAUACUGGAAAGAAACCUUACAAAUACAAAGACUGACAUAUCCUCUAUCCAUAUUACAAAUCUCAGGAGACCAGAAAAUUCAUACUAGAGAGAUACACACCAUUGAAAUAAUAUGACAUAGGUUUAUGUCAUAUUUAUCUGCUAUUCUCUGCUUGCAAAUAACAGUAUACAUAAUAGAAGCAUAAAGACAACAAACUUGUGAAAGCCUUUAAUGAGGUUUAAACUUUAGAAAAUAUCACAGAGUUUAUGCCAAAAUAAAAAUCUCUCAGUGUCACUGUA